AUGACUCCAUCAUUGUCACGAGUGGCGCUUCCGAUCUUGGCCAUGAAAACGUCGUUAGAGGUGUGGGCCGCGCUGAAGUGUGGGCCUGCGUUUCUCUUGCCUGAGAUUGCACGCGAGGGUUCGGCAGACGUGAACUCCACGGACGAAUCCCAGGAAGACCAAGAUGGCGAAGCUGACGAUAAUGACGAUAAUGACGACGACGACGACGACGACGACGAUAUUCUUCAACGCUUACAAGCCAUGACAAGCGAUGGUCCUCCUCAUGAGCCGAUGUCUGAGGAUAAUGACGUCGUGUACGUGGAACACCUGGAACACCUGGUCUUCAAUGAGGAGCUGUGGGCACAGCUUCUGGAGAAGGGCUCCGCCAUAGCCAGGAAUCGCGAGCUUCCCGGGGACUUUCCCCAAGUGUUGACUACGCAAGAAGACGUACUCGAUGCCAAGAGGGCUCUCCUCACGGUACUAAGCCCUUCGGCGGAACACUCCUAUCCGCUGCAACAAGAUCUCGUCCGCCGUUGGUUGCGGGAGCAAGCCUACAACUUCUUGGACACGCGCUUGCUUAUGUUGAGCGGACAAGAUCGACGACAUGCGCUCAAGAAGUACGGAAUUUUGUGUGCGAAUGUGGAAAGUGUGCGGAGCAGAAGGGGAGCGAAGCGUGACUUGUAACACAUGACGCGCAUAGGGUUAGAG
Fimicolochytrium jonesii is the source of this 687-nucleotide messenger RNA. RefSeq lists its product as uncharacterized. Bases 1 to 663 code for a protein of 220 amino acids. Lineage: Eukaryota; Fungi; Chytridiomycota; Chytridiomycetes; Spizellomycetales; Powellomycetaceae. The transcript has a single exon. The record is from RefSeq and is a predicted model, not a curated record.